Molecule: messenger RNA, 1257 nt
Organism: Malania oleifera
Lineage: Eukaryota; Viridiplantae; Streptophyta; Magnoliopsida; Santalales; Ximeniaceae
Product: transcription factor bHLH167
Exons: 3
Coding region: 432-965 (177 amino acids)
Biological process (GO): regulation of transcription by RNA polymerase II
Cellular component (GO): RNA polymerase II transcription regulator complex
Molecular function (GO): DNA-binding transcription factor activity, RNA polymerase II-specific; RNA polymerase II transcription regulatory region sequence-specific DNA binding; protein dimerization activity
Source: RefSeq, a predicted model, not a curated record
AUCAGUAGAGGGAGAGGAUGGUAAAACCAUUUAGUCCUUUCUUUUUUUGGGUACGUCCAGGUAUCCACCCACCGUUAAUGACGUCCGUUUUACGGUCCGUCGCACCGGCGACUAAUCGCACGCCACCAUUUAGUCCUUUCUUGUAUGUGAAGAAGCUGUACACCCGCCGUUCGCGGCUGCAGUUUAAUUUCUAGAUUUUCUUUCUUUCUGCGAAGCAUCGUACUACUCAUCUCCGCAUACUCUUAUGGUCCCUACCCCAAUGCAUUUCACAUCUUUCUCCCUCUCUACCGCCUUAUAUAUACUCGCUCCCACUGCCCCGCUCUCCCCUUCUCAACACUCCGAUCCUCUCCCGCAAACUAAACUCCCAAUCUAAACUCUAAAUCCUACUGAUCAUAAUCCAGAAAGUUUAAAAAAAGAAGAAGAGAGAAAUCAUGCGUCGAGGCAGUAAUGCUGGUGCAUCCUCUUCGAAGCUCGAUCGAAACGUCAUCGAAAGAAACCGGAGAAUGCACAUGAAAGAUCUCUACUCCAGGCUCGCCUCCAUCCUCCCCGCCCAGUCCUCCAAGGAGAAGUUGGCGUUGCAUGUGCUGCUGGACCAGGCGACGGGUUACAUAAAGCAAUUGCAGCAGAAGGCGGAGGAGCUGAGGCGGAGGAGGGACGGGCUGAAGGGCGAUGGCGGUCAGCCGGAGAACUCGCCGUUGAGGGGCAGUAUGAGAUUGCCGGUGGUAAAGCUGAGGGACUUGGGGUCGGCGCUGGAGGUGAAUCUGGUGAUUGGGCCUAACCAGAACUUCAUGAUUCACCAAGUCAUCAGAAUUCUCGAGCAAGAAGGCGCUGAGGUCGUCACCACCAGCUGCUCCAUCGUGGGUGGUACCGUCUUCUACACUAUCUACUCUCAGCCGCUGUGCCCGAGGAUUGGGAUAGAAAGUUCAAGGGCUCACGAGAGGUUGAAACAGCUGAUCCUUACUUGAUUUUUCCUUUUUUUUUUCUUUCCCUGUUUCAACGGCGCGUAUCAAGCAUCCCCGCCGGCCGGCUAGCCACCAUUGUUUACGGCUGCUACCUGCAAGAUCGAUAUAUUUAGAUAAAUGUAUGAGAACCAUGUAGAUGAAUUAAUUAACUGCCCUCUUAGUUUCCCCCUACUGUCAAAUCCAACGUGCCAUGAUAUAUAUGUAUGCAUUCCCCUCUUCCUCACGCAAGCCAGCUACUCAGCUAGUGCUGUUAAUUGCUUCAUUUAAUCAAUAUAUAUAUUUUUCUCUUGUGUUA